CCGGAUGUUCGGCCUUUGCUUUUUACCGCAAUCGGAUCGGAGGCAAAAAUCUGCUCCUUCCACGGAGCCGCUGCCUACGAUUUCGGACUUUGCAGAACAGAGCCGCGCACAACGCUGAAUUUCCAGAGCUCUGCGUUUAUUUUAAGAGGGACGGGGGUGUGGAUAAUCGGGUAACGGAGCAGCUGUGGGAGGGAUGUGGAGGAUUUGGGAGAGUUUCCCGGCUGCUGAUUGGUAACCGUAACGGGCCCCAUUCCACUGCGAUAGUUCCGCUCCUGUUGCGGGCUCUCGUCUCGCUUCGUUCCCGGCGGCACGUAACCCUCUCCCGAGCAGGGGUGAUGUGAGGACGGGCGGAGAGCCGAGAAACCAGCUCGUCCGAUGCGGCCGGGAAGCGGCGAGGGCUCGGGCACGGACGGACAGCGGGACAGAUGGCGUCGGAUGUAAGGCAGCGCAAGAGCCCGCGGAACGGGCAGCGGGACCGAGGUCCGGCCCCGUGGCGAGCGGUGGCCGGCGGAGAGCUGGCAAAGAGCGGCCGCUCGGGGCUCCUGCUGCUGCUGGGGCUGGGACUCGGGGUCGGAAUCCUGGCCGCCGGAGGAUGGAAAUAUUACACAGAUUCCCAGCGAGCGAAGCAAGAUAAUGCUCUGAAGUCACUCGGCAAUGAAGGCUUGUUCUUGUUUUCCUCAUUUGACGUUAACAACGACUUGUACCUCAGUCCAGAAGAAUUUAAGCCUUUAGCUGAAAAACUAACAGGAAUUAUGCAAUCCCCUGUUUAUGACAGUGAUGUGGAGACGGACCCUGAUGCGGAGACGUUGACGAUCGAAGCUGCUUUCCAGCCACUGCUCCUGGAAUCAAUGACCAAGAGCAAAGACGGAUUUCUCGGAGUCUCCCAUGGCUCUCUGUCGGGUCUGAGGAACUGGAAAACUCCAGAACUUUCCUCCAGUGUGUUCAGUACCAGCCUGUUUAAAGCCUUCCUUCCCGUCAAGGAUAAAAUGGCGCUGGGAGAGGUGUGGUGGAUAAUCCCCAGUGAGCUCAACAUCUUCACGGGAUACCUCUCGAACAAUAGGUUUUACCCUCCAACGCCGCAAGGAAGAGAGGUCCUUAUUCAUAAACUCCUUGGCAUGUUCCACCCUCGGCCCUUUGUGAAGACGCGAUUCGCUCCACAGGGAGCAGUGGCCUGUAUCCGAGCCGUCAGCGACUUCUACUAUGACAUCGUGUUCCGGAUCCACGGAGAAUUUCAGCUGAACGAGCCUCCGGAUUUCCCCUUCUGGUUCACACCAGGACAGUUCACUGGGCACGUCACCCUCUCCAAGGAUGCCUCGCACGUUCGAGACUUCUGGAUGUAUGUUCCCAAUGGCAGGUCUCUGAACGUGGACAUGGAGUGGCUGUACGGGACGGGCGACAGCGGAAACAUGGAAGUGGACAUAGGUUACCUGCCCCAGAUGGAGCUCAAAGCCGCGGGCCCCUCCUUUCCGAGUGUUAUUCUCGAUGAGAAUGGAAAUGUAAUCGACACAGCCGACCCAUCGGGGGAGCCCAUUCAGUUUGUUUUUGAGGAGAUUCACUGGCAGUCUGAAAUCAGCUUUGAAGAGGCUGCCAAGAAGCUGGAGGCAACUUUGUAUCCCUUUAAAAAGGUUUCCUACCUUCCGUUCACCGAAGCCUUUGAGCGCGCCAAGGCAGAAGACAAGUUGGUGCAUUCCAUAUUACUGUGGGGGGCACUCGAUGACCAGUCCUGCUGAGGUUCGGGGCGGACUCUGCGAGAGACAGUUCUCGAGAGUUCGCCCGUUCUCUCGCUGCUGAAUGAGAGUUUCGUCAGCAGCUGGUCCCUGGUCAAGGAGCUGGAGGAUCUCCAGAGCAAGCAGGAGAAUGAAGAACAUGCCCAGUUAGCGAGCCUGCAUUUAGAACACUAUAACUUCCCUGUCGAGAUGCUCAUUGCUUUACCAAACGGUGUGGUGGUUCACCACAUCAAUGCAAACUAUUUCCUUGAUGUCACUUCUAUGAAGCAGGAUGAGAUGGACAAAGGCCUCUUCCUCUCUUCACGAUUCGAGGACCCUUCCACGGCAGCUUAUGUGCAAUUUCUGAAGGAAGGACUGGAAAAGGCCAAGCAGUUUGUACCGUCCUAACCAAGAGGAACACGUCAGAAAUGUGGUUCAGACUGACCGCACUGCUCCCUCCCUACAGGCCUUGAUGCACAGUCUGCACUGAUAAUUUACCCAGGGAACCAGGUCGUGUGGGCUUCAGACAUUUGAGAAAAUGGACGACGUGUGUUGCUGAAGUGUGUGUGCGUGAGUGAGCAGAGGCAUGGAAAUGUUGGGAUGUUCCCUGCUGCAUCGGGUGAUGAAUCGAUCAUUUGUGUGUGGAAAUGUUGCUGGAAGCUAGGAGGACUGUUGGUGAGAAACCAAAUGAUUUUUAGAUGCUGAAUGUAAAACUCUCCCUGUCCCAGUAUUAGUCAUCAAAAAAAAAUGAAUAUCCCGUUUCAACACUUAGGGUUACUUCAGGAACAUUAUUUCCACUUUGUUUUCUGCUUACAAUCAGGUGAAUACUGGCAGACCCCAGAGUCUAGUGAGACACUAGAUUAGAUUAUGAGGACACGCAGUCCUUUUUUAUUGUCAUUGACUGAGUUUCAAACUUGCAAUACAAUAACCUUAAAUGUCUCAUUCCUUGCUUUCACUUCCUGCGGCGCUGGUGAUGGCCAGUUGCUGAAGCAGUUCUGGGGGGAGGAACUCAUAGCCCCUUCCCAUUCCCUCCUGUGAAACACUUCCAUACUCAUAGGAUCUCACGGUUAGCUGCAUCUUUGACUGAUCGAGCUUGAAUCUUCCCAUCCGUCAUCCCCGUAGCCAUAAAUAUGAUUGGUGGCCCGGCUGAAUUUCUGGUCGUUAUCUUGUCUCAUUUCCUGUUUGAAGAAAUUGUGCUCUUCCACAUGCAAAAAUUUAACCCAGUAUGUUGUAUCUUCUAGCAUGUUAGCAAGAGGAGGGGAGGGAAAGACAGAGAACAAAACACAUGGUGUCAAAUGAUCAAUUUCCUUGAGACUUUCUAACCCAGGACCACUAUUUUUUUUUUAAAUAAGUGCUAAGAUUCAGUUAAGUAUGAAUUGAUGCAGAAACAGAAUUCAGGCUUGGCUGUGGAUACUUUGCUCAUGGAUUAUUCAGAAUGAUAAGUUCCUCCAGGUUACUUUGUACCAUUCUGGUAAUGCCGUAAUAAUGAAGUCAUUAUCCAGUCAGGUUCAGGUUCGACAUCAGACUGCAUGCUGGGAUAGGAGAACAAGAGUUGGAGUGCUUUGGGAACAGAUGAUCCAAAGUUCUUCAUAUCUGUCCCAAAAUGGUAUUUUUGACAGAAAUCUUAACUGAUUUAAGUAAAUCUAUACUAAGUGCUUCCACCACUGCCCUAAAGACUGCUGUGACCACAUUAACACUUUUGUCUGUUAACAAGGGAUCCCGGCUCACAUUACAGGAUGUUUAGAGUCAAAGAAAAGUACAGCACCGAAACAGGCCACCUAGUCCGUACUGAAACGGCCCACUCCCAUCCGACCUACACUGGAACCAUAGCACUCCACACCCCUCCCAUCCAUAUACCUAUCCAAACUCCUCUUUAAGUGUUGAAAUUGAGCUCAACGUGCACAACUUGCACUAGCAGCUCAUUCCACUCACAGUCCCGAGUGAAGUUCCCCCUCAUGUUCUUAUUAAAGUUGUCACCUUUCACCCUUAACCCAUGGCCUCUGGUUGUAGUCCCACCCAACUUCAGUGGAAAAUGCCUGCUUGCAUUUGCCCUAUCUGUACCCCUCAAUUUUGUAUACUUCUAUCAAAUCUCCUCUCAAUCUUCAACUCAGGACAGACAUCCAUUCACCUGUCCUAAUCCAUCAGCAUAUACUAAAUGGGAUUUUAUCCAAGGGAUUGGGUCUUCAAUGAUGAACGUCAACUGGUUUCAUAAAAUCCAGGUACGCCCACUGCCGGUGUGGGUGGGUGUAUGAAAGGCAAAGGCAUACCACCAUCCUACUUGGACAAGUAGGAAAGAGCAGCCAGGUCUACUUGCAACCAGAACAGACAGUGAACAAGGUAAAUGGAACUGUGCCUCAAGGUUUUCUGCAGGCUGACCCAUGUAAUUUAAAGGCUGUUACCUGGCCAACUAUUACUGUACCUAUGCAAAGAUUGCUUCUCUUUCAAACUAUUUUAUCAAGUCUACAAAAUAUUUAUAGUCAGAAGUAGAUAGGUUUGACAUUUUGAAAUUUGACCUCAUUUUAUACAUUUACAGAUGGUGUUAUUUUGUAUGCUGGUGAUAAGGGUAUCAAGGAAGUGGCAGUGGGGAGAAUCUAGAUCUGGUCAUCUAGAAGCCAAGGUCAAGAAUGGCAGAGGGUUGUUGUCCUUUUCUCAGGAGCCGCAUUUAUGAAGGCUCUUCCCCAAAGCCUGUGAAAGGAUUGGGUUGAGCCUGAUGCCCAGCGAGCUGCUCUCGAGAGGGAACAGCCUCAUGCCAUCCCUUGCAAAAGAAAUUUAAAAAAAGACAAGAAUCCUGUUCAAGGCCUUUUAGGAAAAAAAGCAAGAGCUGCCAAAUGCUACAGCAGCUAAAAAGUUACAACAAAAAGUUACAAUAGAUUAGCCUAGGGAGGCUCAAUUUGAAUUUAAUGCAAAAUUUAGAUUUAUUUAUCAUAUGCAAGUCAAAACAAACUCAUUACUGCUGCCUCCUUUUGGGAUUUUAUCUCACUGGGCAAGGACAGUACAUCCUCAGCUACAUAACUGCAAUCCAUUGUGCCUAAGCUACUUGCUUUUAACUGGUACGCAACUCCAUCUCAACACAAUGUUUCAAGCAAUUCUAACCACAGAUAUAACAUCAUUUACACUAAAAUGAUGAGUAUUUGUCUCCUUUGAACUGCAAUGAAUGGUUUAGAUUUACACUCAGCCACUUUAUUGGGUACAUCUGCUUGCUUUUGCAAAUAUCUAAUCAGCCAAUCACAUGACAGCUGCUCAGUGCAUAAAAGCAUGUAGACAUGGUCAAGAAGUCCAGUUGUUCAGACCAAACAUCAGAAUGGGGAAGAAAUGUGAUCCAAGUGACUCUCACCAUGGAAUGAUGGUUGAUGCCAGAUGGGGGUGGUUUAUGUAUCUCAGAAACAGCUGAUCUCCUGGGAUUUUCAGGCACAGUCUUAGAGCAGGGGUUACCAACUUUACAUCAUGGACCCCUAUAUUUAACUGAGGAGUCAGUGAACCCCAGAUUGGGAAUCCCUGCUCUAGAGAAUGGUGUUUGGGGGGAGAACAACAUCUAGUGAGCAGCAUUUCUGUGGUCUUAAACACCUUGUUAACGAGAGAGGUCAGUGAAGAAUGGCCAGACUGGAUCAAGCCGACAGUGACCCAGAUGACCAUGUAAUACAACAAGGGUGUGCAUGAGAGCAUCUCUGAAUGCACAACACGAACCUUGAAGCAGAUGGGCCACGGGCAGAAGACCAUUUCAGAUUCCACUCCUGUACCCAAUGAAGUGGCCACUGAGUAGGUCAACAGCUCAAUAAGAUUUAUACAGCAACUAUUUCUGCCGUUGAGGAUGUACUGGUCUUAAAUACCAAGUUAUCAAUCUCAUGGACAGAUGAUAGUUACGUCACAUAGCAAACAUUUUCAUUUGAAAAUUGUACUUUUGGGAUUGUGAGUUAUUAUUUCAGUAAAGCAAGUUUAAAAUAAUGGCAAUGGACUCAGGUGGUUAAAAAGGAAAGGUUCUUCACAGCUUGGAUAGCACACGUGUACAUGUGGCUUUGGUACUUAAUGCUUGAAGUUUAUUUUUGUAGUGACUGCAGUUCCCAACAUUAAAUCACCUAUACCUCUUCGAUCCAAUGCAGUGAUGUAUGAUCACAAGGUCUUUAUUAUGAACUUACAGAUACACAUUUGACAAUUCUCACAUUAGUCUUCGGUAACAACAGGAGAUUAAGGCCAUGUAAUCAACAUGGAAUACCUCUCCUGUAACAAAAAUAUACACAGUGAUCAACUAGUGGCAAAGUGCAAGUCAGUAACCUUCCUCAUCCCCAUGCUUUGCUUGGAUAUUAUAUCAGUACUAUGAAUGGAUUCACAUAUUGCAGAAGCACACUGAUGCUUCAUUUAAAACUACAUCCAGUUUCAUUUUGGCAGUGCAAACCCAUCUUUCUAGAUAAAGUGGGUAAAUUGCAUCAGGGUCUCCUGAGCUACUAGAGACAAGGUAUCCACCUGCUCACGUACCAGGAGUUAACUUGUCCCUUCUUUACUAAAGAAAUGCCCAGCUGCAGACAAUAAAGCAGUCUGUUUAAAGUGGGAACGGCAGGUCCUGUUCCUUAAAACUAUCAGUGCACAAAUUGGAAAAUGGGCCUUGUGCCAUUU
Molecule: messenger RNA, 6314 nt
Organism: Mobula hypostoma (lesser devil ray)
Lineage: Eukaryota; Metazoa; Chordata; Chondrichthyes; Myliobatiformes; Myliobatidae
Gene: selenon
Product: selenoprotein N
Exons: 12
Biological process (GO): calcium ion homeostasis; skeletal muscle fiber development
Cellular component (GO): endoplasmic reticulum membrane
Source: RefSeq, a predicted model, not a curated record